AAAUCACUUUGCGACAACAACUUCUGUGUUUUUUUCUUCCACGACAAAAAAUAUGAAUAAUAAUUUUAAACAAGAACAGUGGCUAAUAGAUGACCUUUCACCUUUAGUUAGCUAGCAUUGAGGCAGCAGUCAUGGACGGAAGAAGACACGACCCACCUUCGUGCAGGAGAGCAGGCCGAACGAAAGAGUGAGAAGCAGGGGAAAUCGACAUACCGGGCCUCUAAACAGUUGCGAUGGUGCUCAGAUGGUCCAUUGCCUCAAAGGCAAGGCUUUAGGGGUGCAGCAGUGCGGCCCUGGCCCGGCCGGACGGCACCAUGCAUCAAAAAGGAGCCAUCCAGAUUAUUGAGUGGGAGGACCUGGACAAGAGGAAGUUCUACUCCCUGGGCGUGCUCAUGACCUUGACCACACGGGCCACCGUGUACCCGGCCAGCCUCAUCCGCACCCGCCUGCAAGUGCAGAAGGGAAAGACGCUGUACUCAGGAACGGUGGACGCCUUCUGCAAGAUUCUGCGAGCGGAGGGCGUGCAGGGCCUCUACCGUGGUUUCAUGGUCAACACAUUCACACUGCUCUCAGGCCAGGCGUACAUCACCACCUAUGAGCUGGUGCGCAAGUACGUGUCCCAGUAUUCGACCAGCAACACGCUCAAGUCGGUGGUGGCCGGGGGGGCGGCGUCCCUGGUGGCGCAGACCAUCACAGUACCAAUAGACGUGGUGUCGCAGCACCUGAUGAUGCAAGGCCAGAGCGAACACUUGACUCGCUUCAAGCCCAAACCCAAAAUGAUGCUGGCGAAUACAAAACGCAGAUUGACCUUUGGGCAAACCAGGGAGAUUUCAGUGCAGAUCUUUGCAGCGGACGGCUUGAGGGGCUUCUACAGGGGUUAUUUGGCGUCACUCCUCACCUACAUCCCAAACAGUGCCCUCUGGUGGCCUUUUUAUCACUUUUACGCAGAGAAGCUAUCCCUGAUUGCACCCAGCGAGUGCCCCCAUCUCAUUUUGCAGGGGUUGGCCGGUCCGAUGGCUGCUGCCACUGCCUCCACCAUCACCAACCCCAUGGACGUUGUCCGAGCGAGGGUGCAGUUGGAGGGCCGCUCGUCAGUAGUGGAGACCUUCAAGCAGCUGCUGGCGGAGGAGGGCGUGAGGGCCAUGACCAAAGGACUGUCAGCCCGCAUUAUCUCCUCCACGCCCACUUCGGUGCUCAUCGUGGUGGGCUACGAGACCCUCAAGAGGCUGAGCCUGCGAGCCGACCUGGUCGAGUCCAGACAUUGGUGAGGAAGAAGAGGAGCCUCACGCCACAUUUUACCUCAUUGCAGCAUUGCCAUGUCACCACUGCCAAAAAUGUACAAACUUUAUUUUUCAACGUCACCCAGAAAAUGAAAGUUUCUCUUUUAAAGGACUGUAGCUUAACUAAAAGCUGCUGUAUAUUUUGUGUGACUCACACUCAGAACUCACCUUUUAUACGCCAGAACCUCCAUGUGGAUCACAUGAUCAUAGUUUUUGUUUUGUGACAAAAAUCUGCCUCGAGAGAGCACAGCAGAUGUCUGAGUGCAUUCCAGUGAUCACACUUGACAAAGUGUUCUAAUUUAAAGAGAGGAUGACAAAUAACAGGCAGUGACUGAUGAAUGUUUCAGGACACUUAUCGGUAAAUGGCAAAAUCACUGUUUUAGUUACUAUGAACUUUUUCCUUUUUAUACUGUCACAUUUUGCUUGUGUGUAAUUUUGACUACAACACAAAGCAUCAACAAGCCAAACAAUCAAGGAUAACAUGCACACCAGCACAAAAAAGUCAACAUAAACUGCCUUCCAUUAUAAGUACAAGGACGUAUUUGUUUGGAAAAACUGGAAAUGUUUCUUGAACAAACCAGCACUUGAGGAGCGUGGUUGGAUGGAUGGACUGUUGUUGAACGACACACAUACAGUAUCUACCCACUAUCUAGUGUGCUUUGUGCGUUUCUGGGAAUUUUUGCUGUAACAGUGGGUGCUUGUGGGUCAAUGAAAUUAUUAAAACAAACAGUAAAAGAAAAUCCAGUGAGAUGUACAGUGAAAAUACAGGUCCUAACGAAGCCUAUUAAACACUGGGCAAAAUCAAAAUCCGCUCCAAUCAAACAAAAUAGAGUAUAAUAAAAAAACAAAUUUUAAUGUACUGUCAUAAGCCAGUGUGAAAUCUUUCAAGACAAUGACAAGUUCCCCCCACCCCCACCCCGCAACUAAGAGUGGUUUGUCCCGGAUCACAUGGGACAGUCAUAGAUGUGGAUGGUGCGAUCGUCGCCAGCCGAGAUGAUCUUUGAGCCAUUGCUGUUGUACUUGACGCUCCACACCUGAAGAAAUACCAAUAAAAACAUAUUUAUUGCACAAUUGUAUUUAAUAUAUUAAAACACAUACAGUAUACUGUGUAUAUAUACUGUAUGUAAGGAAAAAAAGCUGAGCUGGCAAAAGUGACAAAACAAGGCCAAACAAAUAGUAAACGCUUAAAAAAAACAAACAAAAAAAAACGUCACGACAAUGCAAGGUCUCACCUGGUCUUGGUGGUCAAAAAAGGUAUUUACGCACGCUCUGGAGCUGGCGUCCCAAACCUUCACGCUCUUGUCUGAGGAGCUGAGGGCGGCAUGAGAAGAGAUGUAGGAACAUGGACGGGAAAGUAGACAAGAGAAAGGGAAUAGUAGGUAGAUAGCACCUGCUAGGUUUAGCUUGUUCUAUUUAGUUUGAUAUAGAAACCUGGACUUUGAUCAAAUCUUUUAAAAUGAGCAAGCAGGUAUUCUUCCUGGGACGCUAGAGAUAGUGAAAAUAUUACAACUUGAGAAAAAAACAGAAAUUUGAAGAAGAAAUACAUCCUUUUGCAAAGAAAGAAGCAUAAAGUUGAAAUUAAAAACAAUACUUAUGAGAGUAAAAUACUUCAUAUUCUUCAUGCAAAAAAUAAAUAUAAAGUUAUAGAAACAUUUUAAAGAAUUUAUUCUAUUGUGAAUAAAUCGUCCCAUCAUUAAUCUCAAAUAACUGAAUUCUAUUUAUCCAUUUGCACUCUUUUAAAUAAGUCUUUAUACAAUAAAAAUAGGUUCUGUACAAUUAUUUCAGAUUUUAUUUCACCUUUAAGUCUGCCGAUUGAGUGUUUAGUCACAGAAAUCACAUAGUAAUUAAAAUUACAAUGAAUUAGGAACUCUCUAUAUGGCAGGUCUCAAAAGGAGAGACUUUUCUCCGGUACGGUCGUCCCUCGUUUAUCGUUGUUAAUUGGUGCCAGACCUGACCGCGAUAAGUGAAGUUCCGCAAAGUAGGAUUCAAUUUUAAUAAAUGGAAUAUUUUCAUAGUAGAGCAUAGAAAACCUGUUUAAAUAUGGCUUUACCAUUAUUACAAACCUCUAGACCUGGGGCCGCAGCCCAAUACCAGGAAGCUUUCAAGUGCAAUGAUAAAUAAAACAAAUAGACUUGUAAAUAACUACAUCUAAUUUUAUAUAUCAAUUUCAGAAAUAAGGGCCAUUAUUUUAUUUAAAAAAUAAUAUACAAUUACAAAUCCCAUAGUUUUGGCAGUUUUAUGUUGUUUGUUGAAAACGGCGACCCAUCCCACUUUGUUCGACGGUCCCUGAAAGCACCAACGUGAGUGUGCUAACUUUCUCUCAUGCCGCACAGAUAGACUACUAUACUGUAUUUUUACCGUUUUUCUUUCACCUCAUAUUUGGUCUCAAAUGCUGAUACUAUGUGGGAAUGCAUACUGGGAAGUUUUGAUGACCUUAUUGAGUGCUAAUCUGCACAUUUGUCUCAAGUUAAUUCAUGCUAUCACACUGCCUUUUACCACACAUGUCAAACAGCCAUGUAAUCAUCUCUCUGAAAAAGAAACUCCAGUCUUGUACUGGUGGAUGGUGGGUCUGCAUUCAUUUUGUGCUUUUAAUUUGAUAUUGUUCAUGUCUUAGUUUUACACAAUACGUAAUAAAUAAGAUAAAUUAGAUCGCUAUAAUGUACGAACUCUCCGCGGGAGAUUAGUGGGAACACAAGCUGGUCUGUGGGUCAAAAAAGGUUGGGGACCACUGCUCUAUAUAUAAAAUAACACCCCUAUAGUCACUUUUAUACUUGUGUUACCCAAUACAGUAGACAUAAUAGAAAAUAAGCCAUCUUAGACUUAAAUAAGGUAAGAUAGCAUUGACAGUCUACUUACUGGUGGAUAUUGUCUCAUGAAUGUAACAUUACUGACACCUAGAGAUGAGUGUAGAAUACUUCUCUCCUGCCGCUGUUUAUGGUUAAGGAGGGACUCAUAAUGCACUUAAAUUGCUUUAUUAACAAGCAGAGAACACAUGCAAUGAACAUUCACACAGGAGCUGCUGUCAGCCAUUCUCUACACUGCUAACCUGCUGCUAGCACUCAGUUACAGUCAACUCUAGCUAGCUGACGUCACAAACGUCACUUCCCAGGGCCUGCUUCUUAAAGGUGCACACAUGUCAGAUACUGUAUUACACUUUAGAUCACGUCUUUUGAAUGCCUUAUAUUUCUAUUUUCUUUCAUUUAGCCAUUUUUAUGCUUGAAUAUGCUUAAUUUAGGUAAUGAAUAUGUAUAAUUUGCUUAAAUAUUUUGUAAAAAAAACUAAUAAUAGACCAUAUUCAACCACAAAACAGCGAUCAUUUAUAAAUUUAUGAAAAACUACGAUAGGGUGAGGGCG
This is a messenger RNA of Dunckerocampus dactyliophorus (ringed pipefish), 4634 nucleotides long. RefSeq names its product solute carrier family 25 member 44a (gene slc25a44a). NCBI's taxonomy places the organism in Eukaryota, Metazoa, Chordata, Actinopteri, Syngnathiformes, Syngnathidae. Gene Ontology annotation, biological process: transmembrane transport; branched-chain amino acid catabolic process. The record is from RefSeq and is a predicted model, not a curated record. Bases 315 to 1268 code for a protein of 317 amino acids. Gene Ontology annotation, molecular function: branched-chain amino acid transmembrane transporter activity. The transcript is spliced from 4 exons. Gene Ontology annotation, cellular component: mitochondrion.